GAACGUUUGGGCCGGGCGGCAGUGAAGGUGAAGCAUUAGCAUUUAGCACGCGUAAUGAUUCGAGCGGGACCUUCUAUAUUUUGAACUUUCACUAUUUUGUCUUUGUGUUUCAAUUGUCCAUUUCGUAAUUCUGUACAUUACGAGUGUGGAUCCAGUGACCCACUAAGCUACAGAUCCCUUACGGCCACGCUACUUCUACUCUAACCACUGCCGGCAAUCACAUUCUUCAGAUCUGUUCAUCUUUUAUGAAAAUUCAUUUCUCCCAUCUUACUUCCCCGAGUUUUAGUUUUUUAAACACUCCCAUUUUGCACCAGUUCGCGUUUUUGGGGUAUCAAUUGAUCAACUAACUAUGCGUUAGUUUGAGAAUUUUCGCUACUGGAGUGAACUUAGCUGCAUUUUUUAGGAAAUUGGAAACCCUAGUUCCGAUAAUGGCAGGGUCCGUACAACCAGAAGCUAUACUGGAAUGGCUUCAGAAGGAGAUGGGGUACCAACCUUUAGGUUCAUACGCAGCUUCAAGCAAAGCAGCAAUGCCCACCAUCGAUUCGCUUCGCAAGAUUUGCCGUGGGAACAUGUUACCGAUUUGGAAUUUCCUCUUGAACAGAGUGAAAUCCGAGAAAACUGUUGAAAAAAUCCGCCGCAAUAUCCUUGUGCACGGAAAAGAUGAUGAAAAUGUUAAUGCUGUUGAUUCAGGGAGGAGUAAAGGGAAGAAGAAGGAGAAGGUAGGGGGAGUGGGUAGGGACAAUGGUUUGGGUGAGAAUAGUAGGGAAUUUGCAUUGCAGGAGAGAGACUUGGCGGAGAAAGAGGUGGAAAGGCUAAGGCAGAUAGUGAGGCGUCAGAGGAAAGAGUUGAAGGCAAGGAUGUUGGAGGUCUCGAGGGAGGAGGCUGAGCGUAAGCGCAUGCUUGACGAGAGGUCUAACUAUAGACAUAAACAAGUAAUGCUGGAGGCUUAUGACCAACAGUGUGAUGAAGCUGCAAAAAUAUUUUCGGAGUACCAUAAACGUCUAAGUUAUUAUGUUAGCCAAGCAAGGAAUGUUAAGCGGUCUAGUGUUGAUUCUUCUGCGGAGGUGAUUACUACUUUUCAUGCAAAUGAGAAAGAAUCUGUUUAUUCAACUUUUAAAGGAGCCAAAAGUGCAGAGGAUGUCAUUCUCAUUGAAACAACAUGGGAAAGAAAUAUCAGGAAGGCAUGCGAGUCUCUUGCUAUGCAGAUGGCUGAAAAGAUUCACAACUCUUUUCCUGCUUAUGAAGGAAGUGGAAUCCAUAUGAAUUCUCUGUUACAAGCUGCCAAGUUAGGUAUUGACCUUGAUGGUGAUUUGCCCGAUGAAGUAAGAGAUGCAAUUGUAAGUUGCCUGAAAAGUCCUCCUCAGUUGCUACAGGCAAUCACUGCAUAUGCUCAAAAUCUGAAGACUUCGAUUACUCGAGAAAUAGAGAAAGUUGAUGUUAGAGCUGAUGCAGAGAUUCUAAGGUACAAGUACGAGAAUGACAGAGUAAUGGAUGCUUCUUCUCCUGAUGUAACGUCACCUUUACAGUAUCAGCUUUAUGGAAAUGGCAAAAUUGGAGGUGAUGCGUCUUCAAGAGGGACUCAAAAUCAACUUCUUGAGAGACAGAAAGCACAUGUUCAGCAAUUCAUGGCUACCGAAGAUGCAUUGAAUAAAGCCGCAGAAGCAAGAAAUAUGAGUCAACAGCUUUUAAAGCGCCUGCAAGGAACUGGUGAUGCAAUCUCUUCACACUCACUAGUAAUUGGUGGAACAUCAAAGAGUAUGAGCAGCCUCAGACAACUUGAGCUGGAGGUCUGGACAAAGGAAAGAGAAGCAGCUGGAUUAAGAGCUAGCGUGAACACUCUAAUGUCUGAAAUACAACGUUUAAAUACAUUGUGCGCGGAGAGAAAAGAAGCUGAAGAUUCUUUGAGAAAGAAAUGGAAGAAGAUCGAAGAAUUUGAUGCUCGGCGAUCAGAGCUUGAAUCUAUUUAUAGUGCCCUACUGAAGGCAAGCAUGGAUGCUGCAGCAUUUUGGAGUCAGCAGCCAUCAGCUGCAAGGGAUUAUUCAUCAAGUUCUAUAAUUCCUGCUUGCACUGUGCUCGUAGAUUUAUCAAACUGUGCAAAAGAUCUUAUUGAGCAAGAGGUUUCAGCAUUUUAUCAAACUCCUGAUAAUACACUUUACAUGCUUCCAUCAACACCUCAGGUUUGUAGAUUUCACUAAUCCACAUAUCUAAUA
This is a messenger RNA of Nicotiana tabacum (common tobacco), 2210 nucleotides long. NCBI's taxonomy places the organism in Eukaryota, Viridiplantae, Streptophyta, Magnoliopsida, Solanales, Solanaceae. The record is from RefSeq and is a predicted model, not a curated record.